AAAAUUGUUAUUCUAUUAUAUCUCUCUAGGACAAAAAAAAGUAAAGUCAAAAGAUCCUCUCUCAUCGAUCUCUCUCUAACAUCUCCGUCUUCUGCUUCGUGUAAUUUGGGUAUUGUUGGCUCCCUACUCUGAUUCCUCAAAUUCCUUAUUUUUAUUAACCCGCGAAAAUAAAUUAUAAAGAGGGCUUUCAAAAUUUUGAACCUUUCUCUAACAAUGGAGAUCUCCCUCCUUCCCUUUUUCUUCUUUCGCGUUUAAGGUUUCUCCUCGUCUCUUCUCUUUUCAAUGGAUAUAGCGACCAGUAAUGCUCCAAUGAAUCUUGAAUCCGUCGCAAUGGUUGAUGGCAACGGAGCAGAACCGGUGUCUCCGCCUGCGAAAAAGCCACGUUUUGACGAGGAGAUGAAUAGAGUGGCGGAGAUUGUUCUGGUUCUAUCGGCGUUAGGGAGGAUGCGUGGUGGGGAAACUCCGACGGCGUUGGAACUCGAGCUGAUGUUUGAAGCUAGGUCCAAAUUAGCUGGGAUGUGUCUGGAAUUUGACCCUAAGGAUAUUAUUCGUAAGGAUGAUGUUAAAUCUGUGAUUGAGGAUUUGGGUUUCAAUGGUAAGCUUAAAGACCAGAGAUUAGGUUUUCGAGCUCCUACGGUGACUAUCUCUGAGAAGCUUUCUCUUGGUAAACGAAAGAUGGAAGAAGCAGAAAAGUAUCCUACCACUUCGACAGUAUCCACUGGAUAUACAUUGUCACAGCCAAACGGUAGUCUUGCAUCUCCUGGUGGUCUUGCGAAUAAAGCUUCUGUGGCUCAUCAGUGGCCUAGUAGUGAAGUUGCUACUGCUAACACUAGUGGAAGCCAUUUCAAAUUGGACAGACCUCAGAUGGUACUUAACGGUGCUUCUCAAGGGACUCCAGUUUCUUCCGCGAAUUAUUAUGCUGAACCCUGGUCUGCCCAACUUCCAUCCACCAUAUCUUUCAGUACUGCACCAGAUAAGAAGGUUCCAAUUCAAAGUUCUGUCAGGACAGCAGAUCCAAGCUUUAGGCCAUUCAGGCACGGUACAUUCACUGGCACAAAUCAGCCAAUGCAUUACAGUCAAACUUCUUCGUUCGGAGGCAACCAUACUGAAAUUGCUAAGAUAAUCCAUAAAUUUCUGCAACCACGGGUUAAACAAUAUCCUUUGUGGAAUCCACCUUCAAGAGAGUAUAUGAGCAGGGCAAUGGCAUGCCAGAUAUGUGAAGUUACCAUCAAUGAAAUGGACACUCUACUGAUUUGUGAUGCCUGUGAAAAAGCAUACCACUUGAAAUGUCUGCAAGGAAACAAUAUGAAAGGGGUUCCAAAAUCUGAAUGGCAUUGCUCAAGAUGUGUGCAAGCAUUCAAUGGGAAGCCAUUUCCUCCUACAUAUGGGCGUGCGACUCGUGCCGUAGCGACGACUACAGCAAAAAUGCCUUUUAGGGCAGCCGGAGUUCUAUCAUCCUCAGCAAAGAAGAUUGGACCGAUGGAUAUAAAGGCUAAUCAACAAAAACCAAUUGUAUCUACGUUUUCAAGAUUGCAAAAUACUGGCUUGGUUUCUGGAGCAGCAACUACAUCUCAGUUUGAGUCUGCUAGUGUAAAUGCAAAGACAACUGCAAGCGCAGCAAAGACUACUAACAUUGGAUCACAGGGCUCUAAGGAAAAUGUUGCCUGUGGUGCUAAUUCUCCAGCACCGGUAUCGCUUACCGAGACUCCAAAUCGUACAGGAAUCGCAAGUACAAUUUCUGUGAUAAACAAUGGCCUCAUUUCAAAACCUUUAACACCAGUUGGUACUAUGAGCAGCACUUCUCCAUUGCCUGUUGUUAACCAACUUCCCGUGAAUGCAACCUCAAACGCAAGUCCGAGUACACCAAUAACUGCUAGCCUUGUAGCACAAGCCCCGACAGUUACCCAAAAUGGAGAUGGCAGCUCAACGGCCUCUGGGACUGCUGACCAUUCUAUAUUGAAUGCUGACAUUACCACUCAAGUUCAUACAUUGACUGUUACUUCCAGUAGUAAUUCUCAACAGGCAGUGUCACAUUCUGAGGUUGCAAAAGCAACUGAAGAUGCAGCUCCUUUGGAAAAUGUUUCCGAGUGUGAGAAACCAUCAGAAUCUACAUCUCACCCAGACUCUCUGAAUGAUAAAACAAUAUCAGAGAACGUUCAAGAAUCAAGUAAGGAUGCUAAAGUUGAUUCUGAAGCUUGCCAGAACCACCCAACAGCAUCCCCAGCCACUGUUGUACCAGAUCAAGACUCGACGAUCACUGCUGCACCAUCCGUGACACAAGAGGAUUCAGCUUUCAAUACAGAGAAAACACCACCUCAGCCACUUUCGGUGUCAUCUAACUAUGAUUCACAAACCGAGAAGGAAACACCAAAUGUCCAAGAUUCUGUACAUAAUGUUCCGGGAGAUUCAGAGAAGGGUAAAGGGUUAAAUGGUUUAGAUGAUAGACAUCAGGAACAGCCUUCUGAGCCGGAGUUCUAUAAGUCAGAUUCGGUAAAGGAAGAAAAUGCUGCCUAAAAUUUUUGAGUAAUCACCUGGGAUUACUUCACCAGCAAUUAUCGUCUUCUCUCCCCUUUGGCUCUCAAAGGUUUAUAUAUCUCAGUUGUUAACAGAAACCAGGAAUAUUCAAAACAUUGAAGCUGUGGAUGAACUUGUCAAAGCAAUUAGAAUAAUGUGAGUUGAGACGCUGACGGUUUGAUAUAACAUGGGUUUAAGGCAUCUUUGAUCUAACUCUGUGAUAGCCGAAGGGAACUGUAAUAGAAUCUUGAUUCAGGUUUUGCAACUUAUGAAAUAUAAUGAUUUUUCUCAUUGAGUUUAAACUGUUUUGGAUCCUACAAAAUGAUUCAAUGAAACGAUUGAAAUGUUACAUAGCAC
Molecule: messenger RNA, 2871 nt
Organism: Arabidopsis thaliana (thale cress)
Lineage: Eukaryota; Viridiplantae; Streptophyta; Magnoliopsida; Brassicales; Brassicaceae
Product: RING/FYVE/PHD zinc finger superfamily protein
Exons: 4
Coding region: 283-2514 (743 amino acids)
Source: RefSeq, marked reviewed